Molecule: messenger RNA, 333 nt
Organism: Cylicocyclus nassatus
Lineage: Eukaryota; Metazoa; Nematoda; Chromadorea; Rhabditida; Strongylidae
Source: the annotation of a GenBank genome assembly
AUGGGCUACAAUCGCACAGAUCCGGUUCCGAACGCUCCCAUGCUAUCAGACGAACAGGAUCUGUUGGACAUGCGCCCCUCGUCAUUUCCACCCACAGCAUCACAUCAUCUGCUCGCGCUUUCCUCCUGCUUCGGUACCGACCAGAAGAAAGGGGGUCCUUUACAGAGUGGAAAACAUCAGAAGAUGUACUUAUACCACAUCAAAAGCGUGACUGCAGAGAGAGUAUCAGGAUCGCUUGCCUACGCAUACGACCGCAUCUUGAAGGUGCUUAUGCUUCCCGAAACAAAGUUGGGUGAGGCUAUUGUCACGCUUUCUCAAUUCCCACUUUUCUGA